GGAGCGUCAAACAAUUUAUUGUAAUAUUAUUUCCACUGUGAGCAACUAUUUCAUGUGUGACCUUGGAGACUGUAACCUACUCUACUCAGCAUUACUCAUACAAUUCCUGCAGAUCUGUGUGGACAUAAUGACUCAAUGCCGUCUCGUCAUCUUAUUUCUGGCUUUUGAGCAUCUGCUUUUCAUUGCAAAUGCGGACAUUUAAAAUGAUUAACUAACAUCUGCGUUUGGUCUUUUUCUUUUUCCCUCCAUUUAGAGCCUGAAAACACUGACAGCAUCAGUGCACCAACACCACGGUGACCACCUCUGCCACCUCCUUCCUCUUUAAUGUUUCAUUUUCUACCUCUAACUUCUCUAUUCCUCUCUCUGCUUCUAUGGCAUCCAUCUCAGCCACCACUCUCCCUUACUCCCUUCCCUUCUCCACCAGCUCCCCAAAUCAGACUGUGUGUUCGUUCGACGACAAGGCCCUACGUCUCCCUCUGACAAUAACCUACUCCCUCAUCUUCCUCUUUGGUCUCGCCGGUAACCUCUUUGCGCUGUGGGUCUUCAUCUUCCUGCAUGGAAGACAUAAUUCUGUGCGAGUGUUCCUCAUCAACUGUGCUGUGGCUGACCUGGUCCUCCUGGCAUGCCUGCCCUUCAGGAUCUUCUACCACGUUAAUGGAAACCAGUGGGUUCUGGGACACAUAGGCUGCAAGGUGGUGGGAAACCUGUUUUAUAUGAACAUGUACAUCAGCAUUACUUUGCUGGGGCUCAUCAGCUUAGACAGGUACAUAAGGUUAAAGGGGAAGAGCACAGCGCGGAAAAGAAAGAGGAUUCGGCUGUGGGGGACCAGUCAGCCGUGGAGCCGGGUGGCAUGUGGGGCAGUGUGGGGGCUGGCGCUGCUGGCACUGGUGCCAAUGAUCGUCAUGGCUGAGGAUGAUGAACAAACCGGCAAAUGCUUCCAGUACAAGCAGCGGCGCACAGAAGGUAAAGGGAAGGCCUACUUCAACGGCGCGGUGGUGAUGUUUUUCUGGGCUGUCUUUGUCAUGCUGGUGGUCUCCUAUGGAAAGGUUGCUGCCCAACUGCUGAAGGUGUCACAGGACAAGCCAAACUUUCCAAAUGCACAGCGGUAUGCACGGACUGCCAAGAAGUCCUUCUUUGUCCUGUUUUUGUUCACCGUCUGCUUUGGGCCAUAUCACACCUUUCGCCCCAUCUACAUUCUGACCCAACUCACUGAGAACUUGUCCUGUGAUUACCUGCAACAAGUCGACCGCACCAAUGAGGUGAUGCUACUCUUCUCUGCCUUCAACAGCUGUUUGGACCCUGUUAUGUACUUCUUAUUGUCUGGUUCAGUGCGUAAAACUGCCCUUCGAGCACUUGGUCAUAGGCUUGGCAACCGGCUUCCCUUCCUACAGGAAGCAACAUCUCAAAGCUCAACAGAGUUUAGACGACCAUCUGCUGCUGUGGGGUUUCCCAACUCAGACCAGUCAACCUCAGCUACCCCAAGGGCCAGUAUCGUGUUAAUGAAUUCCACCCUGCGCAGAACAUGAGUGACCUCACUCACAUCUGUUGGUCAGUGACCAGCUUUAGAGACUGGGGAGUGAGUGAGGUAGUGAGUGAGUAGAUAUUUCUAACACAUCUGUGAUCUUAAAACAUGCCUACAUGUACACAACUUUCAACAAAUAUAAAAAAAUAAAAACAUUUCACUACUUGGCUGUUCAAAAAUGAUGCCUUCUAAAUGCUAAUUAUUUAUACUUUCUGUUGAAGUUUUUUUUUAUUAACUUUUAAAUUAACUUAAAAAAUAAAAGGCAUAAAACAACAUGAAAUUGGGAAAAAAGUAUUGAGUUUCAAAUUAUAAAAGAUUUGAUUCAUUUAAAAGGCAGUUUAUGAAACAACAUACCGUAUUUUCUGGAGUAUAAGUUGAAGCUUUCUACUAGUUUGGGAGUAAUUAUAGUGACCAUUUAUAUAGAGCUUUUCCAAGAAUCAAAGCACUAGUCAAAAUAAA
Messenger RNA from Thalassophryne amazonica, 1981 nucleotides. Its product is annotated as probable G-protein coupled receptor 34. The transcript has a single exon. Lineage: Eukaryota; Metazoa; Chordata; Actinopteri; Batrachoidiformes; Batrachoididae. Gene Ontology annotation, cellular component: membrane. The record is from RefSeq and is a predicted model, not a curated record. Bases 372 to 1526 code for a protein of 384 amino acids. Gene Ontology annotation, molecular function: G protein-coupled purinergic nucleotide receptor activity. Gene Ontology annotation, biological process: G protein-coupled receptor signaling pathway.